AUUAAUCCCUCGGCUCUUCAUUUCGGCUCAGCGAUUUGAAUCAAGCGUGAUGCAACUUCUGACUUCCGAGUGGAUUGUCUGGCACUCCUUUUCUUCGACUCCAAUCACUCCAACAUGACGACCAUCGCUGAGCCUCAAGUGCCAGCGGCAGCAUCACUGAAUCAUCAGCCUGUCCCAGCAGCAAAGCCACAGAAGCAGGCCAUCAACCCAGCCAUCUCGCUUGCAUCUGGUGCUGUUGCUGGCGCUGUUGAAGCUACCAUUACAUAUCCCUUUGAAUUCGCAAAGACACGCACCCAGCUGCAUCGCAACGUCGGCGCCGGCACAGUACUCUCCAAGAACCCGUUUUCCGUCAUCUCUCAGACUGCGCAACAGGAUGGCUUUCGCGCAAUUUACACCGGCUGCUCUACGUUAAUUAUCGGUACCGCAUGCAAAGCCGGCGUUCGCUUCUUGACGUUUGACGCAAUCAAGAAUCAGCUCGUUGACUCAAAUGGCAGGCUUUCACCAGGGCGAGGAAUUCUCGCUGGCAUGAUUGCCGGCGCCAUCGAGAGUGUUGCCGUUGUGACGCCAACAGAACGAAUAAAGACAGCCCUCAUCGACGAUGCAAGAUCAUCUACCAGACGCUACAACGGCGGCAUUCAUGCCCUCCGUACCAUCCUCAGCGAGCGUGGAAUUCGCGGCAUCUAUCGCGGACUAUUGUCGACAAUGAUGAAGCAAUCCGCCACAUCUGCCGUGCGCAUGGGCUCCUACAACAUCCUCAAAGAGACUGUUUCCUCUCGAACUAGCACAAAGAACGCCAAGAACCCAUUCGUGACAUUUGGAUUGGGCGCAGUUGCUGGUAUUAUUACCGUGUAUGCUACGCAGCCAUUUGACACGAUAAAAACGCGCGCCCAGGGUGCCCAAGGCGCCACGACAGUGCAGGCGUUUCGAGGGAUUUUGAAGGACGGAGGAAUCAGGAUGUUUUGGAGUGGCAGCUCUAUGAGACUUGGUCGGCUGAUCCUUAGUGGUGGAAUUGUAUUUACAGUGUAUGAGAAUGUCGCUUCGGUAUUGAUGGGAUUGAAGAGAUAGAGUGAUAUAGAGGAACGUGCAAGAAAAAUGUUUGGUGAAAUUAAGAUAUAAAUGGUACUUCUUUCAAUCA
This is a messenger RNA of Ilyonectria robusta, 1135 nucleotides long. Its product is annotated as tricarboxylate carrier protein. Gene Ontology annotation, biological process: mitochondrial citrate transmembrane transport. The coding region runs from base 115 to 1065 and encodes 316 amino acids. The record is from RefSeq and is a predicted model, not a curated record. NCBI's taxonomy places the organism in Eukaryota, Fungi, Ascomycota, Sordariomycetes, Hypocreales, Nectriaceae. The transcript has 4 exons.